CACUAAUGAGUCUCAAAAUACUGAGUCACCCACUAAUGAGUCACCCACUACUGAGUCACCCACUAAUGAGUCCCCCACUAUGGAUUCACUCUCUAAUGAUUCUCCCAGUACUGAGUCAUCCCCUAAUGAGUCUCCCACUGCUAAGACUCCCACUACAGAGUCACCCUCUACCGAGUCACCCACUAUUGAGACUCCCACUACCGAGUCACCCACUAAUGAGACUCCAACUACUGAGUCAUCCAAUAAUGAGACUCCCACUACUGAGACGCCAACUAAUCUGUCUACUACCCUUAGGGAGUCUCCAACACGAUUAACUCCUGAUGUUUUAGAUGUUUUCCGGAAACCUCUGGACAUAAGUAAAUCUUUCGUUUCAACGUUUUAUUGAUAUCUUUAUUUGUGUAUUAGAUUUUAUUUCGGUUAUACAAGUAUUUUGUGAUAUCUAUUUUACUUACGGAGUGGCUAUUCACAUUCGUCUAUGAAAAAUAAUUGUCAGCGUCAGUAAACCAUUUAUGGGCUGGGAAUAACGUUAAGCGGUUUUUCCAACUGACUGCUGAUCACGGCUCACUUUUAAUUACAUGUAUUCUGAUUUUUUCCUUUUCAGUGAACGCUGUGAUCAAUGCUGAAUUUGAUAUUAAAUUUAAAGAUAAUUAUACAGACGCGCUGGACAAUCAACAAUCUGAUGAGUUUAAAAACACAUCUAGGAAGUACGAACACCUGGUAAGAUAUAUUUGAUUUUGAAGUUUAACACCCAUUAACUAUUUAUGACAAUUCUCUACAAAUAAAGCAUGCGGAAUAUUUCUAAAUUGUUUUUUGUUUUUUGCUAGAAUAUUAUCUAAAAGUGUAAGAUAGGCCAAGGGUCCUUUAUUGUAGUUAAUAAUAAUUUUCUUAUCUUAAACUUUCAGAUAAUAUUCGAGCAAAAAUUUUUUUUUAAAAUCCUCAUGCAUUAAUGGUAGAGAAUAGUCAUAACCUACCAUUAUGUUCCAGAUAACAUCGGGUCAUUUAUUGUAGUUAAAAUAAUACGAUGUCAUCGGGAUAAUAAUGGUAGGUCCUUUGCGAUAAUUUUCCACCUGCUAUUGCAAAAACUCAUCACAUAUCAUAACUUUAAAAAUAAGUAUCUAUGUAACGAUAUUUACAUUACUAACAUCAUUACGUUUUGAGAAGUAUUUAUCUGCUAUAUAUUAUAAGCUUUCAUGCCCCUCAGUUACAUUUUUUUUUCUCUCUCUAAACAUGACCUUUGAUUGCCCGAUCUUAAUGACCACAUAACUAGAUCAGUUUUGUCACUAGAGAAGUUUAUUGAGGGAUGAUUUAUACGCCAGAGAAACACUUACGAUUUAACCCGAUUACUGCCCUUAAACCAUAACGUUUUUUUUUCUCUACAAGUUGUGAAAAACAUAAAAUUAAAUUUAGAACAAAAACACCAUAUAUGAUAAAAAUAUAUUUUAUUUUAAAGGUAUUUGACAUAUUAAUAUCUUCUUAAUAAAUUUAAACACUUUUUUUGCCUUGUUUUUUUUUAUUAAAACUUAUCAGAAAAUUGUAACACAAAUAAUUUUUUUUUAAUUAAAGAAGAAUCUGGCAACCGUUUAUCACGUCUAUAACAGACUUGAGUGUCUGGUUUUUCUUUUAAAUGUUAACCUCACAAAAAUACACAUCCACUAUACUUUUCGCAAAGUAAAAACAAAAAUAUAUAGUAUAAUUUUUUUAAAGAAAACAUUAACCCAUCAUCAUUUUUCAAAAUUAAAUUUUCAAGUGUGUAAAAUAACUGGGUUUUGAUAUUCAUUUGUACACUUAUAUAAACGUACCCACGUUUUGUUGACGUCAUUGAUUUUUCUUAAUUUGUAAACAUAUGUUUGUUUUAUUAAAGGAGAAUGUAACAUCGCUUUUUUAACAAAUGUAAUGCCAUAGGAUUAAAAUGUAUCGCCACCCAGGUAAACAUGUACACAUCCCAUUUCCUACCUUUGACAUGUAUGUACCCAAGAAGGUAAAUUAUUUAUCAAAUUCAUUUCUUUAUUUUAAGACGUAUCUUGUGCUGCCUGGGGGCAAAAUGACCAACCCCACCCCCACCAACCAGAUUUAAAUAAAAUUAAUACAAUCUUCCCUUCCAUACCCAUACUAAUAUAUUUUACUCUUCGUAUUGUUUUUUUUCUUCUUAUUUUGAUGAGCUAUAAGUGGAUUAGUGAAUGCCAUUUGGCUAUUGAGUUUCUAUUAUGUUAUACAUUUAAUAAAAGUAUGAUUUUUGAAUUUAAAAAAGUAAAAAACUUAUUAAAUGUUAAAAAUACAAAGGUAAAAUUGGUGUGUUUUAUUAACAAUACAAAAGCAAUUAAAUAUGUUUGUUAAUUUUACUUUUAAGAAAGGACAUAUACAAUAUCAGUUUUGUAACGCUCGGUUAUUCACUCAAAGAACCUUAAGAGUUUUGGCUAAAAUAGGCGAUUCGCACUAUGACGUCAUUUGCGUGGUGAUCUAAAACUAAUUAAUCUUAACUAGUCGAUCCUCGACGUAGCAUAAGUCGCCCAAUUGCUCAUGAACUAUAUAAAUAUUCUCGUGUCCCAACCACUUUUAAACCAAUUAUUUUUUAAACAAUACUUCAAUUGAGACGAUUUCAGCUCCGAAAAGAAAAUAUUACGCAACAAACGCAAUUGCGUUAUUAAAAAAAAUAUAUAUAUCAUUUAGCGUAGUUAUCCGGAAUUAUAUUUUGCGCGCUAGUGAACUCAUUAUUUACCACAUUCUGGCGUAUCUAUAUAUAGCCUGCGUGGUGGUGUUUGACCUUUGCUGGCGAUUUAUAAAUUUAGAUUUUACUUCGUAAUUUCAACAACGCACUAAAAAACACACUUAAAAAUAACAGAUGUUUGGAAUUUUCCCGAUAAAUGUUAGUACAGUGUAAUUCUUUGACCAUCAUUUUUUAAAAUAUUUUUUUAAUAAUUUUCAAACUUUAAUUUAUAAUAAUAAUAAUACUUAAAAUAUUAUUAAAAUAAAAGCCGAUAUAUUAGAUUUAAUUCGAUUUCCUUAGAAUUAUAGAAAAUAACUAUAAUCGUUUUUAAGGUACCGAACGUAUUUAAAUCUUUUAGCUUCUUUGGCGUGACGGUCAGCAUAGCUCAUUCUUAUUUAUAUGUUGAUGUUUUUUAAAUUUUUUCUUGAUUAGUAGUUUUUCUCAAUACUUGUUGCCAUAUAGUAAUUUUAAUAAGUCAAAUCAGCUUGGAAUAUAUUUGGGUUAAGAUGAUGAAAUCUGUUGAUUUUUUUCCAAACAAGCUAUUAAAAUGGCUAAUUAUAAGGUAAAUUGUCCACAGCUCAAGGAACCGUUUCAAAGAGUCUCAAACUUCAGAGGGAUUAUCAUCCUUGGGUUUUGGUAAGUGACUAUAUUGAUAAACUGGCGUGAUUAGCAAGGUCUCGGUAAGGAAACAUGCAUGCGACCGCGACAAAGUCUCAAUUUAGGCACCCUAAUGCCUCAAUGAGUAAGAUAAAUUAAUAACCAUUUUGGCUUGAAGAUGGUGCUCCGGAAUGGGUGCCUCCCACCCCCUUUUUUUUUUGUUACCCCGCCCAUUGGCACGGCCAUGAUGUUGGGAAGUUGCUUUUCGAAGUUUGGGUUGAGGUAAGAGGAGUUAAGGUGCCAUAAGUCAGUGACUAGAGAUCAUCUGUACUUCUAAAAUCUCUCCGUGCAAUGAAUGUCGUAUUUUUUACUUUGAAAUAAGGAGUCUAAUCUUGUAAGGUGACAAGUGACAAUUUGGAUGGCGCGGCAAGGAAAACGUUUCUGCUUCUAGUUAACGGAAACGCCCUAUUCCCAGAAAUAUACAGAUGCAGGGCAGAAAGUAAAAGCUUACUGAGUGUACCGUAUAAUCCAAAUUUACCAAAAGUGAUCAGUAUAUCUUUGCCAGACAUACUAAAGGGGAAACAAAGUAAGAUAAAAAGAGUUUUAGAACAAAUAAGCUGUAAAAGAAGAUGGAAAAAGUGCUGUAGAAAUACAACCAGACAUUGAACUGUCAACAAAAUACUUUAGAAUAUCAUUUGAUAUAUUAGUAUUUGUUGGAAAAAAAAAGAUUUCACUGAAGACUGGCGGGAGGAUCGUCUGUUAAGCCUUUGAAAUUAAUGCGGUCUAAAAGAUUUCACUGAUUUUUAAGCCAUUGUUCGGCAAUCAUUAUCUUGAAAACUUUGAAAAAAGUAUUAUCUGAAAGAAUAAAAAAAAAAAAAACCAGUUGAUGGCGAAUUAUGGGACACAAUAUCUCACAUUUGGACCGAAGAGCCACCAGGUUUUGAAAUAUAAGUGAGCAGUGUAAUAAAGGCACACUAUGAACUGCAGUGUUAAUCAUGAGGGGAGACUAUCAGAGACUUUAGAUACAGAGUCGGGCGUGCGGCAGGGCUGUCUGAUGUCACAGUUCUUUUUACAACAGUCAUCGAUUUGCACAGUGAGAAAGGCAACAAAAAGUGGAAGACAUUAAUUGCAAUUUCCUUUUUUUUUUUUUACCAACAAACUACAGAUAUAUAAAUUGCACAUAAACUAGCCCUUUUAUCACAAACAAUUAAGAAAAUAAACAACAAAACUUAAAUGUUUGAUUGUGACUUGCUCACAACUAUUUGUUCAAUGAUUUCGUGAUUUGGUUUGUAAUUUAUGUCCACGUUCUUAAAUAAUUGCUUUAUCAAAAAAUAGAAGCAGCAUAGCAGAUGUUCAUAAUUGUUCCGUGUGCAGUAGUUCAUAACAUCUGGGGGCUCCCAUGGGAUCAAAUGUUACCACUACGUGCAGAAGCAGUUCAGUAGCUUCGUUUAAUCUAAGGGUAUUUAGUAACAACACAAAGAUCACUAUUACAAACCGUUCUCUUUUCUUGAACCGGGCUUCCACUAUCUCUCUGCGACUCGCUAACUACACAAACUUUAACAACGGAAUACUUCAUCUCUCCUACCCCCCCCCCCUAAAAAAAAACCAACAACAAAACAAACCACAUAAAAAAAAACAACACAAAAAAUCUCCACAUGAAAAACAUAAACAAAAAAUUAAAAAAUGCAAAACAAAAACAAAACAAAAAAAUCUGCGACUCGCUAACUACACAAACUUUAACAACGGAAUACUUCAUCUCUCCUACCCCCCCCCCCUAAAAAAAAAACCAACAUCAAAACAAACCACAUAGAAAACAGCUACACAAUUAAUCUCCACAUGAAAAACGUUUACUAAAAAUUGAAGAAUGCAAAACAAAAACAAAACAAAAAAAUUAGAUUCGAUGAACAAACCAGAGUCCUAUGCUAUUGAAACUAUUAAAAAGAUGCUAUUGAUUUAUUUUUCUACCACUACCUCCAGGCGUGGCAGCAUCGGCGUCAGAUACAAAGUUGUACUUAAGGCUGCCGAAAACAACAACCAAACGGUUAACAUCACAAAACUCAUCCAGGACAUGCAGGCGGUGAAGUCCAGGUUGAUGGCCAUCCCAGGUGUGGACCCAAACUAUGUCAAUCAAACGUUCGAUGGCGCCGUCACCAACUGUAAGAACAUCGGUCAUAAAUAA
Lymnaea stagnalis (great pond snail) is the source of this 5480-nucleotide messenger RNA. The record is from the annotation of a GenBank genome assembly. NCBI's taxonomy places the organism in Eukaryota, Metazoa, Mollusca, Gastropoda, Lymnaeidae.